AUAGUAUACAGCAGUAUACAGUAUACAGUGUAUGUGAAAACCGUUGAAGUUUGAUCAUAGCAUAGUUUUUCAAUUUGAUAUAAAAAUGCUACAAUAAUAAUGGAAGAAUUUAGUUGUAACAUUGAACAUAUUCUUCAGAAUAGAGACUUUAGCAUAUUACAAAAGUUAGCAUCAUACUGUAGCAAUUUUUAUAAUAAAAUUGCCACUAACUUUAAGGAUGUUACUGCUCAUGAUAUUGAAUAUACAGAGAGGAGAACUAAAAGCAUUAGCAAAAUAUCAGAAUUGCAACAAGAAAUUGAAAACUUGAAAUCUGAAAUAGAUACAACAAAAUUACAACAAAUGAUAGUGGAUAAGAAGAUUUCAAAUGCAAUUACCCAGCAAGAAAAAUUAAAGGCAGAUAUUGAUGAUGCGAAACUAAAAAGAGAUAAUUUAUCUGUUGAAAUGGUUGAUUUACAACAAGAAUCAAUAAAGAGGAAAGAAGAAAAAUUAUUAGCUUGGGAUGCUAUUAAACGUGCUUGUAAAAUAUACAAGGAAUAUUUGGAUAUAAGUAUACAAUUCAUUGAAAAUGAUGGUUAUGAAAGAAUAAAAGUUUCUUUCUUUGUAAAUGAUAAUAGUACAAGAGAUAAAUAUUAUGUAUAUUUAAAUCAUUCGGAUAAUCAAUGGAAAGUGGAGCAAAUUCAACCGAUUCUUAAAAUGGAAGAAUUAAAUGAUUUCAAAGGUAUAAUUGAUUUCUCUAAACAAUCAGAGAUUUCCAAUGUUAUCACAUUUGUUUGUAAACUUAGACAUAUUUUUGUGAAACAUUAUUUAAAUACAGAACAGUGAUAUGACAAUGUUCAAA
Messenger RNA from Osmia bicornis bicornis, 838 nucleotides. RefSeq lists its product as uncharacterized. The record is from RefSeq and is a predicted model, not a curated record. The transcript has 4 exons. NCBI's taxonomy places the organism in Eukaryota, Metazoa, Arthropoda, Insecta, Hymenoptera, Megachilidae. The coding region runs from base 100 to 822 and encodes 240 amino acids.